GUUGAGAAACUUUUUCCUCUUCGGCAGUCGCCGCCGUCACUUAAUUUUUCUGAAUAGUAGUCAGAAAAAAUCCUUUCAACGUGUGUUUCAAAAUUUUAGAUCUUGAAGGAUUUUCAUUUCAAAAAUAAUCAGGGAACAUUGUUCGGUAGGGUUCCUUAUCGGCGAUAAGUUAUCGCUUGGACAAAAUUGUGUCACGAUGUGGAGGCAGCGGAGUCGAGGAGGACAAAGUGAUGACAAUUCAGGAGAGGAUACGAAAAGGUACAAUCAAUUCCUAACAGGUCCGUCCGCCACCACAAGCAGCAGUACCAAUAAGGUCAUCCUCAUCGACGUCACAUCAUCGUCAGAGUGGGGAUGAGAUGUCGUCAAAUGGGAGGAAAAACAGUCCCGAGAGCAGCAACAGCAGAGGUUAUCACCACAAACACAAGCACAAUAAGCACCACCGCAAGAAGGACAAGAAAAAAUCAAAGUCGCCGAGCAGUCGACACAGGAAAAGGAGUUCAAGUCGGAGCAAAAGUCGGAGUAGAAGCAGGGACAGAUCUCGACAUCAUGAAAGUAGUAGCAGUAGCAAAGGAUACAGAAGAGACGAUUCAAAAUCGAACAAGGGUAGAAAUUCCCAUGAUGACAGGGUACAACGAUCAAGUCACUCAAGUCGGAAUUAUAAUGAAUCUGAACAAGGUGCGAGGGUCAACAGAAGGCCUGAUCGCAAAAACGAAUCGUCAAGCAGUGAUUCAGACUUAGAUCUCGUAAAAACUAAAAUACCACCCUUAUUCUCAACUGGUUCAGUUCCACCUGCAGCAGCUAAGCUGAAAGCAGAAAUUGAAAAGAGAAAACAAUUAUGGAACAAAAACAAGGACAAGCCAGCGGAGACGGCUACUACUGCCACAGCUUGGAAGGGAACAGCAUUCUCAAACGACAACGACGGCAGGGUGUCGGCAAAAUUUAAACGACUUAUGGGCAUCAAGGAUGUCGAAGGCCCGUCUAAUUCCAAUGACCACGCAGUAUCCAAGAUGUCAGAGACACAGAGAAAGGAAUAUUUUGAAAAUCUUGAACAACAGUAUGAGGUCGCUCGAGCUACCACCCACACUCAACGAGGGCUAGGGUUGGGAUUUUCGUCGCGACUGUUUCCUAGAUAAAUAUGUACGAUAUUACACCAGAUACAGAGACUAUGUUUACUUUUUCCACUCUAUGUUCAUUCUUAUUUUAUUCAGCUAUUUUAUUGUAGUAUCCAUACUUUUGGCUAGGGAUGAAAUAUUAUGCUAUUGAAACACCACUGCAAGUUCUUCAGGAAGUCUAACCUAACCUAAUAGUAAGGAGGAAUAAAGAUUUGGAAAUUUUCAGAGUAAAUUAAUUGUCAUUUGUCGUGUUUUGUUGGUGAUAAGAUUAUGUAAUUAAUUUCAUGAAAAUGCAGGAAAAAACUAACAAUGGAAGUCUCCCAACGUAUGCUAACGGAUUUUCACCAAACUAUCGUCAACGGGUUACAAAUGCAGUUAAUAUGAAAUUUGAUAAGACAUUAUCUGCCAAUGCUCAGGUUUGGCGGAGAUAUUUGCUUGGCAGCGUAUGUUUUUCGCAAAUUUCAUAUUAAUUAAGUUUUGCGAUUGAUUGACACUAGUUUGGUCAAAAUCUGUGAGCAUACGUUGCGACCUCCGUUGUAAGUAUGCAAAAGUGAGAGAGCUGGUUAACAGAAGUUCAAAAAAUUAUGAACCAAUAAAAAAACUUAGCUAAAACUGUAA
Folsomia candida is the source of this 1730-nucleotide messenger RNA. Its product is annotated as arginine/serine-rich coiled-coil protein 2. The record is from RefSeq and is a predicted model, not a curated record. NCBI's taxonomy places the organism in Eukaryota, Metazoa, Arthropoda, Collembola, Entomobryomorpha, Isotomidae. The transcript is spliced from 6 exons. Bases 357 to 1133 code for a protein of 258 amino acids.